Molecule: messenger RNA, 10057 nt
Organism: Thamnophis elegans (Western terrestrial garter snake)
Lineage: Eukaryota; Metazoa; Chordata; Lepidosauria; Squamata; Natricidae
Gene: DENND4C
Product: DENN domain containing 4C
Biological process (GO): regulation of Rab protein signal transduction
Cellular component (GO): cytoplasmic vesicle
Source: RefSeq, a predicted model, not a curated record
GUUACCCGCUGAAAGGAACAUGGUGGCUGCUUCCUCCCUCCUAAGCAGAAGCAGCGGCGGCUCGAACUCUCUUUGAGGGACCGGGAAGUUGCGAGCACGGCGUCGGCGAGCCAGGCAGGCCGUUGGGGGCCUCUGAACUGAGAAAGCCGAAGGAAGUCCAGUAUUUGUCUGACGCCGCCGCCGCCGCCACAGGAAUCCUAGGCAUAACAAUGAGAGAAGAUAAAGGUCCAAGAGUGGUUGAUUACUUUGUAGUGGCAGAUCUCACCGAUACGUCAGCACUUCUAGAUCAAGAGGGAAAUCGCUCUGAAACCAAGUCUUUUGGUCCAAAGGCUCCAAUCACUGAACUUGCUGUGAUCAUCAAGUCAGCAGGCGAAACUGUUCCUGAGGGGUAUACAUGUGUAGAAGCAACUCCUACAGGACUUCAGGCCAAUUUGAACUAUGGAAGUCUUAAAAGUCCGGAGCUUUUUCUUUGCUACAAGAGAAGUAGGGACAAACCACCUCUACUGACAUUGGGUGAUUUAUAUGAAGGGAAGGACAUUGCGAAGCAAGAUUGUGAGGUGAUCCAGGCUACUCCCUAUGGCCGCUGUGCAAAUGUCAAUAACAGCUCAGUCACUUCCCAGCGAAUCUUUAUCACCUUUCGGAGGGCUCUUCCAGUGCGAGCUCAAAACUCCUUGGCUGUUACCGACAUAUGUGUCAUUGUAACUAGUAAAGGAGAAACCCCACCUCACACUUUCUGCAAAGUUGAUAAGAAUUUAAAUUGCGGCAUGUGGGGUUCCAGUGUAUACCUUUGUUAUAAGAAGUCAAUUCCAACUUCUAACUCAAUUGCAUAUAAAGCUGGUUUAAUAUUCAGAUAUCCAGAAGAUGACUAUGAGUCAUUCCCCUUGUCUGAAUCAGUACCUCUCUUCUGUCUUCCAAUGGGGGCUAAUGAAUGCUGGGAUCCUCACAAAUACCCGCUACCUGUAUUCUCAACAUUUGUUUUGACUGGCUCAUCUGCAGAAAAAGUAUAUGGUGCAGCUAUCCAGUUUUAUGAACCUUAUGCACAAGACUUAUUAAAUGAAAAGCAACACAUGCAGCUUGGCCUUCUGACAGCUGUAGGGAGAAAAGUUACUUCCAAAUCUAUCAAUUCCAAAUGCAUCUGCCUUCUGUCACACUGGCUCUUUGAAGCCUUCCGAAAAUUUCUAAUGUUUAUCUAUAAGCUGUCUGUGUCUGGUCCGCAUCCUCUUCCAAUUGAAAAGCACAUAUCUCACUUUAUGCACAACAUACCUUUCCCUUCACCACAAAGACCAAGAAUCCUUGUGCAGCUUUCGGCCCAUGAUGCAUUAAUAUUAUCUCAACCAGUCUGUACACCUUUACCACUCAGUGGGGCAAACUAUACCACUCUGCUUAUGAACCUUGGACCAGAAAACUGUGCUAUACUCUUCUUUGUCUUGUUGGAAGGCAAGAUUCUACUACAUUCUCUCUGUCCAGCUGUGCUGACUGGAGUUGCCGAAGCUGUGGCUGCUAUGAUCUUUCCAUUUCAGUGGCAGUGUCCCUACAUCCCCCUCUGUCCUUUGUCUCUGGCAGCAGUGCUCAGUGCUCCUGUCCCAUUUAUAGUUGGAGUUGAUUCACGGUUUGAUCUGUAUGAGCCACCACAAGAUGUGGUUUGCAUUGAUUUAGACACAAAGAUGGUGUACAUGUAAGUUGAUAAGAAGAGUAUGAACUGGAAGCUGCUCCCUAAGAAGCCUUGCAAAAGCCUUCUUGGCACGUUAAGGAAAUUGCAACCACAACUUGCCUUAGUUCACAGAAAGACCCAAGAAGGCUCUGCCGUCGAGAUGAAACCGAUUGAGGCAGAUUUCUCCUGGCAGAAAAAGAUGACACAAUUGGAAAUGGAGAUUCAGGAGCCUUCCUUGCGUUUUAUGGCCUACAUUUUAAAAGGGUAUCGAAUGUUUCUUAAGCCAACUCAAGCACCUUCAAAUAACACUACUGCUGUGGAGUCCCUGUUUGACCUUCAAGAUUUUUAAAAAGUAAGAGACCGUGCCUACACAAAAUUCUAUACAGGUUUAACAAAGACCCAGAUUUUUAGCCGCUUCGUUGAAGAAUGCAGCUUUGUGAGUGACAACGAUACAGGAUUAGCAUUUUUUGAUGACUGUAUAGAAAAGCUUUUUCCUGAGAAAGGAUCAGAAAAAGGAGAUAAGGUAUGAUGUAGACUCGCAGAAGAUAUCCGGUUAAUUGAAUUUGAUGAAUCUCAGAAGAGUGAACACACAGUAUUUAUAAUGCCACCAGAGCCACCUCCAGAUGAUGGACGAAGAUUACCAAAGUAUAGCUACAAGACCUUCCCUAAGUUAGAUCUUAAGCUCUUUGACCGACCACAAGAUCUCAAACUUUCCUUCAAGAGACACCCAGCUAAAAGCAACAUUUCAAUAGUCCCAGCGCUUAUGGCAAAAGGACCCAGAGAUAAAGCAGCCCAUAAACUCGCCAAGAGAUGCUACGCAAACUCCCCACAGUGGGCCAAAUUCCUUUUUAGUCAUUGUUACAGCUUAUGGUUUAUUUGUCUCCCCGCCUAUGUUAGACUUUCACAUCCAAAGUCAAAGCCCUGCAGCAAGCCUAUGAAGUUCUUAUUAAAAUGAAAAAAAACAGAUGUGGAACCACUAGAUGAAGUGUGUUAUAGAGUUUUAAUGCUGCUCUGUGGACUUUGGGGCCAUCCUGUUCUGGCUGUGCGGAUUCUUUUUGUGAUGAAAAAUUCAGGCAUAGAACCAAACGCAAUUACUUAUGGCUACUAUAAUAAGGCAGUUUUGGAGAAUCCCUGGCCUAGCAGUAAUCGUAGCGGUAUAUUUCUUUGGACAAAAUUGCGAAAUGUGGUACACAGUAUGGCACAAUUAAGGCAAGCUCUCAGAAAGUCCACACAGACUUCACAGGUUGUUUCAGUAUCAGCUUCACAGAAGAUCCCAGGUGGAAGUGAUGGGGACACGGUGAGCCAUGGUAGUGUGGAUAGUUCUAAUGAUGCUAACAGUGGGGAGCACACACUCUUCGUCAGAGACUUAGUCAGGCUUGAUUCCAUUGAUAAUCACUCUAGCACAGGAGGUCAGUCAGAUCAAGGCUACGGUUCCAAAGAUGAACUUAUAAAGGAAGAUGGGGAGCACCUUCAUUCAACAGAUGUGCUUAAAGAAAAAGAUGUUGGUGCAAAAGUUGAAGACUUAAUUGGAGAUGUUUGUGACACCAAUGAAUCUGUAGAAAAACAGCACUCUAAUAUAGAAUCUCAAACCCCUGUGGAAGUGCCUUUGCAUUCCUCAAGUAGUAUUGUGAAGAUUCCUUCUGGUAUGUUUGUUCGUCCUGGCAGGAAAAGCAGUGGUGGAACUGCAUGCAGUCCACUGUUCAUCGUUCAGGAUCCUAUUGAAGAUUCAGUGUUUGAUUGUAACACUUCUCCCAAAAGAGCAAAUGAAAAAGGAAAGAAAAGGCAAAAACAUUUUUCUGAAAGGAGUUGCAGUUUCAGUACUGAAAGCAGAGCAGACAUGCUGCUGAAGAAGAACAGCUUAGACUCUAACUCCAGUGAUCUUGCAAUAAUGAUGGGAGCAGAUGCAAAGAUCCUCACUGCCGCUCUAUCAGGGGCGAAAACCUCUCCAUCCCAUAUGAGUAACUCCCAUACUUUUGAUGAUGCCAGUGGCAUACAAUUUGUCUGUGGGUCAGAAAGUGACAGAACUCAUGCAGAAGAAAAUACAUGGGAAAUAGGGGCUAGGUCUUCACCUGUUGUGGAAGAAUCUGAAGAUCAAUUGAAAAAUGGACUUAGUGACAGUAGCCCCAGACCUCCUGAUACCCUUCAGUCUAAAACUGAGCAAGAAGAAUCCAAAGAGACAACAAACAAAAGGAAUAGUUUUUAUGGUGUAGCCAAACCAAUUGAAAGGGAAGAUGUUCAAAUGGGUUUGGAUCCUUUAUCUUUGCUGGCCACGGAAACAAAAGCCACCAAACCUGCCGAGCCGGAAGAAAAGAUCAUGUCACCGGUGGUAGCACGCAAUCUGGCUGAGGAAAUUGAAAGCUACAUGAAUCUAAAAAGUCCCUUGGGCAGCAAAUCUUCCAGCAUGGAAUUACACAGGAGAGAGAGCGAUCGGGAAGGGGAUUCCCCUAGUUCAUCAGGGCCCUGUUUAGAGAGAAGGUCAAGCUUAGAUUCCAUUCCCCCACCCCUGCCCCCACCCCCACAGACUCAAAAUGUUAAUCAUAAAAGUCCAUCUGUCUCCAGGUCCAAAACCUUUACUGGAAGGCCAAAGCAACUGGCUCUUUCCCGCACCCAAAAAGAACGGUCAAUAUCUUUAACAGGGCUCGGUCGUUCUUCUCCUCAAGCUUCGCUUGGUGCAGUUGUCACCUCUCUGUCAGGGCUGAAGCUAGACCACAUAUUAUCUGGGCCUAAAAUAGAGGUCUUGAAAUCUGGCAUGAAACAAGCAGCUAAUGUCGCCAGCAAGAUGUGGGGAGCAGUGUCAUCAGCAUAUAAUUAUUCAGAUGAUGAGGAGGAAACCAGCCAUCCCGAUUUCACCUUCCCUGCUGGCUUUGAAGAUCAUAUAUUAGGCUUCUGUCAGUCGCCAAAAAUAGGAAUCCCAGGACUGGCUACCAGUGAACUUGCGCAGAGCACCACAAGUCUUGGAAGCAGCAACAGCAGUGGAGACUUAGGGAAGCCACACUAUCCUACAGGGGAAAAUCAAUUUUCACGAGGUAUGAAAGUUAUGGAUUCUGAUAAAUCUGAACAUGGCUCUUCAUACAAUACCAGUCUAUCCAGUAUCUUCCAAAAUUGUGCAAUGGAGGUUUUAAUGUCGAGCUGCUCUCAGUGUCGAACCUGUGGUGCCUUGGUUUAUGAUGAAGAAAUUAUGGCAGGAUGGACUGCAGAUGAUUCUAAUUUGAAUUCUACCUGUCCAUUUUGCAAAAGUGCCUUUUUACCUCUCCUUAAUGUGGAAUUUAAAGACUUACGUGGCCUUGCAAGUUUGCUUUUGAAACCGAGUACCUCUGGUGAUAGUUUACACAGCACUAACAUUCCAUUAACCACGGAUUCUCUGGAACCGAAACCUGCCUCCAUCCCUACCACAGAUCUGAUCAGUUUUUCAGAACCUUCAAGUGCCAACCAGGCCAUCAGUGAGGAAAAUAGCAGCCCAGCGACACAAAGCAUCCAUACAGCAGAGGAAGAAGACAAAAAUCUCAAACGCGUAAAGCCUCCUGUUACAAAUAAUUCAUCAAAACGGGGGACUUCUCUGACACGGAGUCACAGUGUUGGUGGCCCACUGCAAAAUAUUGAUCUUCUGCAAAGACCAUCUCAUGGCAUUUCAACAGUUAGCCUCCCAAAUAGUUUACAAGAGACAGUGGAUCCUUUAACAAAAAGGACAAAUCCGCUGCCUGUAUCGGUUCCCUAUUUGAGCCCAUUGGUUCUCCGGAAGGAGCUUGAAUCUUUGUUGGAGAAUGAAGGAGAACAAGUAAUUCACACAUCAACGUUCAUCAAUCAGCAUCCCAUUAUUUUUUGGAAUUUGGUAUGGUAUUUCCGGCGCCUGGACCUCCCAAGUAACUUGCCCGGUCUCAUUCUAACAUCUGAACACUGCAAUGAUGGAACACAGCUUCCUCUGACCAACUUGUCUCAAGACAGCAAGCUAGUGUACAUACAGCUACUAUGGGACAACAUCAAUUUUCACCAAGAAUCCGGGGACCCACUAUAUGUAUCUUGGAGAAAUCAGAAUUCUACAGAAAAGAAGCCCUCGGUCAAUUCUGAAGAGCAACAAGCAAUAAUCACUUUAGUUGAAAACAUCAAACUGAGCAUUCAGCACAAUGAUGUUGUUACACCUAUUAAUCUCCUUGUGCAGAAAAUUAAGCGGGAUGAGAAACGGCAAAGGAGUUUUUACAGAGAAAUCCUUUUCCUAUCCCUGGUGUCCCUUGGAAGAGAGAAUAUUGAUAUUGAGGCCUUUGACAAUGAAUACAGAGCUGCAUAUAAAAGCCUUCCAGAAGUAGUACUGAAAAAAAUGCAAAAGAUUGAUUCUCCACCCAGUGACACUGUAGAGUGGUGCAGAAAAUGCUUUGGGGCACCUCUCAUAUAGAUUCCAUCAUCAAAGACUUACCAAGAAAAAAAGGAGAUAACUGGGAAUGUAUAAAUUUGGCUUCAAGCUCCAGAAUUCUAGUUAAAACAACUGCUGUGUGCAAUCCACUUAAGAGUAACAUUGUUCUGUGACAUUUGAUAUUUAUACCACCACAUGAAUUAAAUACGCUAACUCAAAAUAAUCAAAUUGACAGUUAACUUUCAACCAUGCUAUUUAAUCCUUCCCUUCUAUCUAGAAGUGAAGAGUGACAACAAAGGGACAUUAAUUUGCUUUCUUUCUUUUACUUGUUCCUUCUAGCUCAAGAGUACAUUAAUUUAUGUAUGGAAGAAAUUCUAUUACAUUUAUAUGUACAUAUUUCAUGUACAUUUUUAUUAUGAAAUGCAGUUAUUUCCCUUGGUUCAAAAGAAUAGACUGUAGCUUUAGCAAGUGGGCCUCUUAAAAGCCAUCACUGUCCCAAUUCACAGAAAAAUUAUAACAUUUAUCCUGGCUGUGUAAAGCAAAGCUUAUUGUUUCUUCUUUUCAUAGUAACUUUUUAAACUGUACAUAUGUUUUCUGAAGCAAUGAUGGGUAUCUACCCGGAGUGGCUCUAAGACUUUUUAUAAAGGAAAACUGAGAAUAGAUGAACAAAGGUACAUAAAGGGGCAUGAAAUAUUCACAUUUUUAGCAUUCAUAGAAAAUUGCAUGUGUGGGUCUGUGUGUAUUUAGAUAUACAGACUCAAAAACAUAUAUGUGUGUAUAUGUACACGCUCAUAUAUGUAUAUACAUAUAUAUGGGACAGAGCUUAAAAUUUCAGUGCACUAAUGUUCCAUCCCUUAUUUUUCUCUAACCUGUGGGAUAUGUAUCUUUUUUGCACUGGCUGAGUUAAAUACGUCUGUGUUAAACGUAUUUAUACUCAUACACUUGAAGAUGAAUUUACUGAAAAUGAAAAUACUAAUUUUUAAUGUUAAAGUAUUUUAUUUUCCUGCUUAUUAUAUUCACACCUCACUUUUCUUUACAAUUCCCGGGUUUAUCUCCAACAUCAGAUAUUCAUUUCAAGUGUUGUUGUAAUAAAGAUUUAGACACAUUCAAUAAUUUUGUAAAGAAACAAUUAUGAAUUUUAAAAACAGAUUAAGAUUUAGAUACAAAAUGCAUUCUUGAUCAUGAUUUUCAAGGCUGUCUUUUGCCCAUAUAAUUAUUCAUUCUUUAGUAGUACUGCUGGAGAUAAACUAUUGCAAAUCUUAGUCAGUGAAAUUAUUACAUUACACAAAACACAACAUUUUGCACUUUUUGGAACAAUCUGGUGUGAUAGCAUUUUUUUUAAAAAAAUUUACUCUAAGCCACAUUUCAAAAUUCUUGGAAAUUUGUUUUUAAAGCAAUUUCCAUGUUUUUAAAAGUUACUGUUUAAAACAGUUUCUGGUCUCACCCUUUCAAGGAAGUGUUGGGGGAUUAGGGUGUUAACACUUUCUGUACAAUUACCUAUUUUAAUUUUUGAAUCUCUUAUGUCCAUCUGCAAAUAUAAUGGUUUUUCAUCUACACAUGAUUUUAUGUUAAUAAACCUCUUGUGAAACACAAUUCUAUACAGUCAUAUUUACAGUAUAAAAAUUAUAUCUUAACAUAAGACAAAAAUAAUGCUCUUGAUUUUUUUAAAAAUACGCAAGCUAUUUACCACUAUCGUUUUCUUGUUUCAUUUAUAAACUAACUGAUAUAGUUUACUUUUCAUUGGGAGCAACGUGGGCCACCAUAAAACACUGCAUGUUAUACCUAAUGUUAAUCUUAUUGACUCCUGUGUAGUUAGUUAAUUCAACUCAAAUUCAAAACUGGUUUUAUGAACUGCUGUUAGCCUUGUAAGACAUUUUGACUGUUGAUCCAGAAGUGUAAAUAUUCUCAUAUUUGGAGCACCAGUGCGGGACCCAACUGUAUCCCCAUAUCCAGUUUUUUUUUUUAAAAAAAAAAUGUGAUACUGGCACAAAGGAAUAUGCCACCCUCAAGUACCAUACCAUUCUUAUUUGCAAAAACCGCGCUGAAUUCUGCAAAAAUUCCAUAAAUUCUUUAUAAAGCAAAUAUAGGCAGCCUCGAUUCUCUUGAAGUAUUCCCCCAACACACAUAGAAAAAAGCAAAGAUAAGCCAGGGUAAAAACAGGUCUGUCAUUUUGCCUUGUUUUAUUGUAAAACUUUUCUAUGAGCCAUUUCUUGACAGUUCUCAUGCUCCCAAAUUUCUGGCAUGGACCAUCCCAACCGGUCAGGGUGUUACCCCUAUUACGAUAAUGAAUAUGUAAUUCCAUGAGGGGGUCCCAUUCUUGAAAUUUUCCAGCAUCCCUAAACAGGCAUUGCUGACCAAAAAUCUUUGUUCAAUUUCUGUCAAGCAUUCAACAAUCUUGUACUUGCCAAGGUUGCCUAGCCAACUGCCCAACAAACUAGUUAACAAACUAUAACUUAAAAUGAUUGCUAAAUAGAUCAGUGACAGUGAAUUUAAUACAUAGGUUUCAUACCAAAGCUCAAAGUGUGCCUUUUGAAUAUAUCACCUCUGAUCUUAUUUUAAUAUAAGUAUGCAUAGAUCAAAACAAUAUUCAGUGUUUCAAUGUUUUUCAAAAGGUGGAGAUCCAAUUGCAAUUUUCACUAAUCACAAGCUUUUUCCAAAUUUGCUCUUUAAAUCAAGUUCAGACACAGAUCCCUCUUACUAUCUAUAGAGGAAUAGCCAAUUUUGCUCUUACUGCAUCUAUAUUAGAAGCCACACAGGAACAAUAAGUGAUUAUGCAAAUUAUGGGAUCUCAUAAUAUUCUUUGUAGGUAAUAUUUAAUAUCUUAAGUGGCUACCUUAAUAUCUUAAGUCCGUGGGACUUAUUUAAGUGUUUUAUUUUUAUUUACCAACUCAAAGGUUAAUAUUUUAGUGGCUGAUGAAUACUUUUGAAAACCGUAAAACAAUAAAAGGCGAGUAUUGAGAGUUAUAAUAGUACAAUAUUUGUACAGCCAAUUUUUAUACAUAUUUGGAAAUCGAUGUGUUUUGGGGUGGAGUAGAAAAGUAUCCCCCAGGGCAACCUUAUGUAUUUAUACUCUAAGAACAAGUCUUGAGUUAAAUGAGAUUAUGUGGAAAGCAUCUGCUCUCAAACGCCAUGUAAAAAUUCACGUAAUUCAGAGCUAUUUAAUUGUAAGAAGGAAAAAUAUGGGAAUAUAAAAUUGCACACAACGUACUAUUAUUGAUGUUAUUACUGCGCAUCAGGCUGAAAAAUCCAUUGUCAGAUAAAUUAAGACCUCUAUUGAAUAAUUUUGUAAAAAAAUAAAUUAACAGAGCAAUUAGCAAUGAAGCUGCUAUUUCCCAUUUUCAAUUGCAUUUUAUAAAGUAGGUUUGCUAUGAAAAACAUUUACGACAGGUUUAUGCUCAUUAACUAAUCUGCAUAAUCUAAGACAUUGUACUAUAUCUGGCUUCAAGUUAAGUUUAUAAUUUAAAAAGAGCUGUUUCUAAAACAUGCAUUAGAUAACCAUAGCUGUAGAAAAGACACAUAUUAAGAGAAAUGUGCAUGUUACUCUUAACCACAUCUUCAUAGAAGUAACAUUAGGAAAACAUGUUUUACAGCUUCUAGUAAUUUAGAAAUGAAGCAUCGAACAUCCCAAAGUUUUUUCAUAUUUUAACGAAAACUUACAAAAACCAUCUUUAAAGUAAACAUUAACUGAUACAUUUAUUUUUAAUCUUCCAAGCACCGUUAAGAGAAACUGGAAAUUAUUCUGCAUUGUAGAUAAUCCAAGUAUAAAAAGGGAGAGGAUUUAAAAUCAAAGAGAAAUGCAUGAGUUUCUUUAGGAAUCUUUCAGUAUGCAUUUGAAAUAUGGAAAGAAAAGACUGACAAUGGAGUUGUUUAUUACCAAUGCAAUAAUUAUAAUUCUGUUGUACAAAUAUGUCAGCUGUAUGCUUGCUUUAAUCUAACAAAUACCUAAUUUUCUGUAGAUAAAAGGGUGGUAAUUUUUUAAAAUUACUUUUGUAUAGGAACCCUCAGUGAUUUAGAAACCACUUGUUAAUAUUAUCGCAAAAAAAUAAAAGUAUACAAAUAUA